Cordyceps fumosorosea ARSEF 2679 is the source of this 390-nucleotide messenger RNA. Its product is annotated as Protein kinase-like domain protein. The record is from RefSeq and is a predicted model, not a curated record. Bases 1 to 390 code for a protein of 129 amino acids. Lineage: Eukaryota; Fungi; Ascomycota; Sordariomycetes; Hypocreales; Cordycipitaceae. The transcript is spliced from 2 exons.
AUGGCAAUUGAACAAAAGAAUGCCAACGUCCGACUUCUCGCAUGUCUCAUCGACGAAGACGACACAUACGACAGCGAUUAUCGCUUCCUUGUCGACGGGCAAUACGUGAAGUACGUCACCACGGGGCCGGGCAACUUUCGCGGGGCCGAGGAUGACCGCACAUUCGAGCCCAUCCUGCUCGGCGAGCUCUUUCCGCCAUUCCCAGCGGGAGAUUGGAAUAGCGGCGACGUAGCCAAUGACCCCGAGAUGGGGACAGCUACUUUCGUCAGGACUAAUACACUCAAUGAGGUUGAGUUCACGCAGCAGGACCGAGUGCGACAGCGAGUCCACGUUUCAGCGCACCCUGACGUCAACGGCGGCAGACCUGUGCUCGUCAAGCUCGCGGUCUAG